This is a messenger RNA of Eimeria acervulina, 660 nucleotides long. RefSeq lists its product as hypothetical. The transcript is spliced from 3 exons. Lineage: Eukaryota; Apicomplexa; Conoidasida; Eucoccidiorida; Eimeriidae. Bases 1 to 660 code for a protein of 219 amino acids. The record is from RefSeq and is a predicted model, not a curated record.
AUGCUCCGCGCUGCAGAGCAGCUCCAGGAUGUGCCUCCAAGACAGCAACAAGAGGCAGUAGAUGAGGAAACAGCCUUGGAGGCAGCCGAAGUACUUAUGGCUUCGGCUCAGGGCGUGGCUAUUGCAGAAAUGCUUGACGAGCUAGCAAAGGAACAGAGACGCAUGGAGGAAGUGCAGAGGAUAUCGGCUCUUGCGAAUUUGGCUGUACGGGAGAGGCGCUUACGUGAGGCCCAGGAAUCUGGAACUCGACAGGCUGAGGAAAUGCUUCGGGAAAGAGAAAACCGUCUGUUUCAGAAUGCAAUGGGCAUCAACAAUCAAACCAUUGAUUCUUACCUCCAAGCUAUCAUUGAAAAGGCAGGGGCAGGAAAUGCACAAGAAGAGGCUCUGUUGGAGGUUUGUCUGCAUUCCGAGCAUUUGGCUAGAGUUGUUGAUGAUCUGCAAGAGGGUCAAGAAGAACCACACGUGAUUGUGGGGGAGCUUGUCAGGGGGCUCCUUAUGCCAACCCUUGCAAGUCAGUGUCAACGAAGGGACAAACAAAUUGAAGAUCAUAAAUUCCGUGUGGCUGCUCGCCUUGCAGUAGAGGAAACAGUUGUAGGCGCCUUAUCUAAUCGGGUUCUAAAACUAGAGCGUGCAGCAGAUGCUGGCGGCAAGACAUGCUAA